UAUUACUUUUAUUUUAGGGCGGUGCAGUGUACAUGUACAAUUAAACUCCAGCAAAAUGAGUGACACAAACUUGACAGCUAUUUUACACAAGAAAGGAGAUAUCAGACUGGAAGACUGUCCCAUACCGGAACCAGGUCCUGGACAGGUUCAGCUGUGCAUGCAGCAUGUGGGCAUAUGUGGCUCUGACGUGCACUACUGGCAGCACGGCUACAUCGGGGACUUUGUGGUGCGCGCACCCAUGGUGUUGGGUCACGAGGCAUCUGGGAUCGUCUCUAAACUAGGGGAAGGCGUCACCAACCUUAACAUAGGCGACAGAGUCGCCAUAGAGCCUGGUGUGCCGUGCCGGCGAUGUAUGGAUUGUAAGAAAGGUCGCUAUAACCUCUGUGCUGACAUGAAGUUCUGUGCAACGCCCCCCUAUGAUGGCAACCUGGCCAGAUACUAUGUUCAUGAUGCAGAUUUCUGCUAUAAGCUGCCAGAUCAUGUGAGUACGGAGGAAGGGGCCCUCCUGGAACCGCUGUCAGUCGGGGUGCACGCCUGUCGCAGGGCGGGGGUCACAUUGGGCAGCAAGGUGCUUGUCUGUGGGGCUGGUCCCAUUGGACUGGUGAACCUGCUAGUGGCCAAGGCCACUGGAGCUUCCCAAGUUUGUGUGACAGAUAUUGAUGAAAAGAGGCUGGUCAUGGCCAAGGAGAUGGGAGCAGACUGCGUUGUCAAGGUGACCUCCAAGGACCCCAAGGAAGUCGCAGCACAGGUCAUUGAGGCGCUAGGAGAGAAACCAGACUUCACGAUAGAGUGCAGUGGAGCCCCACCCAGCACACGCACAGCCAUAUUUGCAACCAAGUCAGGUGGCUGUGUGGUGCUGGUAGGGAUGGGACCACCCAGUGUGGAGCUGCCCAUCAUAGACGCUGCGGUGCGGGAGGUGGACAUUCGAGGAGUGUUCAGAUACGUCAACUGUUAUCCAACAGCCUUGAAUAUGGUCGCUUCAGGUGCGGUGAAUGUGAAGCCGCUGAUAACACACCGCUUCAAGCUGGAGGACUCCAUUCAGGCCUUUGAGACGACCUUGAGAGGGGAGGGCAUCAAGGUCAUGAUUGAGUGCAAGAAGUAAAGGUCAGAGAGAAGUCAGCAAGGGGUCAGAGGUCACCUGAUAUCAGUGCAUCUCUACUAGGCCAUAAUACUGGGGCUAGUGUCAAUGAAAAAGGGUCAUUCAAAACUGUUUAUUGUAUAUUUGAAUACUAUUUUAAAGUUUUCCAGAAUUUUUUAAACAAAAUAACAAAAAUAUUGUGUUUACCGGUUCCAUUUUGAUUUUGUUUAUGCAAUAUAUAUGUACAUUCUAUAAUACAUGUGUUUGUUGAUGGUGUUGUAAAUCAUUAAAUACAUGUUAUUGUUAUAAAAAUUGUUAUUUGGUAGACAUGGAAUGAUGCAUGAGUAGUUAUUACUAGAUAUAUUAUUCACACUGACUAUUAUAUUAUUAUUAAUAAGUCUGGAAUAUUUGUAUUUUGUAUCUAUAUCAGAAAGCACAAUAUGUAUCGACCAUUGUUCUAGUCAAGAUGUCGACCAAUUACAUUUUGUAUAAUUUCAAUACAAGUUAAUAUUGUUUUGUGUGUAUUAACCAUACAUUUUGAUGUAUAAAUAAUUAUGAAAUAUAAUUCAGAGGAAUUUAAGGUACUUGAAUUUGUAUUUUUUGUCAAAUAAAUUUUGGAUAAAAAAUA
Messenger RNA from Dreissena polymorpha, 1706 nucleotides. RefSeq names its product sorbitol dehydrogenase-like. Gene Ontology annotation, biological process: D-sorbitol catabolic process. Bases 56 to 1102 code for a protein of 348 amino acids. Lineage: Eukaryota; Metazoa; Mollusca; Bivalvia; Myida; Dreissenidae. Gene Ontology annotation, molecular function: zinc ion binding; L-iditol 2-dehydrogenase (NAD+) activity. The transcript is spliced from 9 exons. The record is from RefSeq and is a predicted model, not a curated record.